AUGUACGGGCAGACAGGGAGCGGCAAGACGCACACGAUGUUCGGAGAAGUGAAUGGUGGUGCAUGGGCCACGAGCUGCAACUCAGGCAGGCCCUCUGCAGGUGUCACCUUCAACGCAGACACCAACGAGGAGGAUGUCAACGAGAAACCGAAGGAGGAGGACAGUCCUGCGCACGCGCGGCUCACCGAAGAGGAGCACGGAGAGGGGGAGUCUGACGCUUACCAGCGUCAGGGAGCGCAAGCGGAAGAGGAAGACGAAGAGCGACGAGAAGAGCAGAAGCAGCAGCAAGCACCUCAGCAAAACUUGCAGGCGGUUGGCAUGUCUCCCAGGGCAACGCGCCCGAAGCUCAGCAGCUACCAUACCAAGACGGGCCACCCGGCGACUUCAGCGAUAGCAACAACAAGAGGCAUCGCAGCCACGCCACCUCCGCCCACGUCGACAACAUCCUUCUGCCGCACCCGCGCCACCGUCACUCCGCUCGGGGAGCUGAAGCAAAUCAACACGCUUCAAAACGCUACCGGCAGUGACGCCUCGGAGCACUGCUAUGCAACGGUGAACAAGUCGACAACAAUGUGUACCGCCGCCACCGUGUCGGUCUCUUACGCUCCACCGUUGUCGCCAGCGGCUCCAGCAUCGCCGUCUUCUGCGUUCUCCCGCAGUGGCCCGCCGCGGUGUACGGUGAGGAGUGCGGCAGGUGUGCGGUCCGCCUUUACCGGCGACGCCGUCAGCGGCGUCAUUCCGCGUGCGGUGCACGACAUCUUCGACGCCAUCGCCCACGCAGACCCGUCCAAGGAGUUCGACGUGCAGAUGUUCUUUGUAGAGGUGUACAUGGAGCAGAUUCGCGACCUCCUUGUCCCCAACCCGUCCGGCGCGAUGCCUUCAUCGUCGGCUGGUAUCGCUCCAACGCUGCCGCUAGGGCCACGCAAGCUACAGUUGCGCGAGGAUGUUAGCACCAACUCGUUCUACAUCGAUGGAUGUUGCACCCCGCAUGUGUCGUCCGCCAGGGAUGUGCUGCACUUGGUGAAGAGUGGUCUCAAGCAUCGGGCCACCUCAGCCACGGCGAUGAACGAGACGAGCAGUCGCAGCCAUUGCCUGCUGAACCUGACGAUCAAGAGCGUCGACCGCGCGCAGGGGGUGUCGACCGUAGGAAAGUUGUACUUGGUGGACCUCGCUGGUAGCGAGAAGGUCGGGAAAACCAACGCGACAGGGCUGCGCCUGGAGGAGGCAAAGCUGAUCAACAAGUCCCUCUCCACUCUCGGCAUGGUUAUCAUGUCCCUGACAGAUCACAACGCCACGCACACGCCGUACCGCGACAGUGUUCUGACGAAGAUCUUGAAAGACUCUCUCGGUGGCAACUCGCACACGGCCCUCGUGAUCUGCUGCAGCCCAUCCCCUUGCCACGCGCAAGAGACGCUGUCGACGCUGCGCUUCGGUGCUCGCGCCAAGGCUAUCGAGAACAAGGCCGUCGUGAACCGUGACCUCACCGCGGCGCAGCUGCGGCGCAUGUUGGAGACGGCCAAGGAGGAGAUCGAGCGGCUGCACGUGAAGGUGCAGCAACUGAGCAUGGCGAGUGGAGCAGUGGACAGCUGUAAAGGGACGCCGGACUUCCCCGUCGCUGCAUCGCGAAAGCUGUCGAGCGCCGCCACUGCUACAGCGUCUUUAAUGACGAGGGAAGCGGACACAUCCCGCAUCAGUGAACUGCUUGAGGAGCGUGCCACGGAGCAGGCGCGGUUACAGAAUCUCCGCGCUGAGGUGGCGCAGCUGCAUGACAGCCUCAACAGCGCCCAGGACAUCAUCAGCGCUCUGCAGGAGGAGCGCGACGGCUACAUCGACAAGGUGCAGAGUUUUCAGGAGGAAAUAGGCGUCUGGGAGGACGCACACUCCGCGUCCUUGAAGCGCGCGGCAACCCAAGACGCGCUGCUGCAGCAAUGCACGGUUCUCCUCCGUGCCCAGGCAAGCGAGAUCAAAGACCUCAUGCAGUGCAUGGCAGCCUACGGCCACCCCCUUCGGCAGGCCCGGCAGGCCGUCGACCAGUUCCACGCCUACAUGUAUGGGGCAGGCACGAGCCGUGAGCGGCGGCGAACGCUGUGCACCGCGGAAACGUGCCAAGAGUAUACCGUCGCAGCAGCCCCGCAGCCGUCACUUCCGAGGCAUGCGCCAUCGGUGUCGAUCAAUGAAUGCACAUUGGAAGGCCCCAUGUCCCAUCCGCUGACUUCUGUACACGGAGUGGAUGUGAGCGCCGUGGGCAGCGUGACGGAGAGCAGCGGGCGGCACAUCACCGGCAGCAGCAACCUCCCAGACGGGCAAUCACCCAAUCCGCGUCUUCAGCCGGGCGCGGAAGCAGACCCGCCACAGCCGAGCAGAUCGAAGUCUCAGCCGCAACACUGUGUUGCAAGCCAUUACCGUGACAGCCUCAUGUCGGGGUCGAUAAGCGUGUCGACUGGGACGGCAGCGGCGCAACAGUGGGUGUCGCGCGCCGCCUCGGUAGGACAGAAUGACAGCGGUGCGUCGCAGGUCGGCUCCUGUGGCCGGGGUGGAAUGACACCCGGAGCACAUGCGGAGUGUGUUCGUCGCCUCGAGGAGCAGCUCGCCUCGCUUCAUUCUGACCACAGCGCGCUGCUGCAGCAGCACAAAGAGGCACUGGCAGAGUUGCAGUCGAAACAGCGCAUUCUGGACCUCCGCCGCGGCCACCUUGCCACCGUGAAGGAUGAACUGAAGCGGGAGUACAUGAUAAACAAAGAGCUGCGAGAGCGCUUGGAGAAGGGACGGGACAGCCUACGAGGGCCGCUCGAGAUGGCGCGCAAUGAUGCCAACUACUGGCGUCGGCGGUACGAAGAGCUUGUGAGCCGAAAGGAGAUGCCAUGCCCCGCCGAGGGCCAGCGUGGCUCCCUCCGCUUUGUCUUUCCACCACCAGCACAGCACCAGCAGCACGAGGCUGGGUGCAGUGGCGCAAUGGACGCGGAUGCCUUGAACCUCAUGGCUAUCCACGCUUCUGUCGAUCUGGCGCGUGGCGGCGCUAUGAUUGAAAGCAGGAACCGCCCCUCCAUCCCGGAUAUCUCAACCGGCAUCCUGUCGUCGAGGGCGUCCGGUGAGAAUGUGCUGCUGAGCCUCUCCUCGGACACAACACCACUGCGAUCGACUGUGACACGGCUCACCACAGAGCCCGAGGACUGA
Molecule: messenger RNA, 3174 nt
Organism: Leishmania mexicana MHOM/GT/2001/U1103
Lineage: Eukaryota; Euglenozoa; Kinetoplastea; Trypanosomatida; Trypanosomatidae
Product: putative kinesin heavy chain
Exons: 1
Coding region: 1-3174 (1057 amino acids)
Biological process (GO): microtubule-based movement
Molecular function (GO): ATP binding; microtubule motor activity; microtubule binding
Source: RefSeq, a predicted model, not a curated record